Messenger RNA from Folsomia candida, 2175 nucleotides. Its product is annotated as cytochrome P450 3A24. The transcript is spliced from 5 exons. The coding region runs from base 71 to 1597 and encodes 508 amino acids. Gene Ontology annotation, molecular function: monooxygenase activity; heme binding; iron ion binding. NCBI's taxonomy places the organism in Eukaryota, Metazoa, Arthropoda, Collembola, Entomobryomorpha, Isotomidae. The record is from RefSeq and is a predicted model, not a curated record.
UCGAUAUUUCGGAUGGAUCAGUUUCUCACCAACUUUACAUAUAUUCAAGAAUAUUCCAAUUACAGUAAAAAUGUGGCUAAUUUCGGUAGCCCUCUUCAUCGCCACUGUUUGGCUGCUCCUCCAUUUCGCCAAGAUUUAUAGCGGGCGUAAAUUAAACUACUGGAAAAAGCAGGGAUUUCCCAUCCUGGAAGAAACUAUUUCAGGUUGGGAUGUUUUUACUGGAAAAGGAAAUGUGAGUGAUUCAGAUCUCGAGUACUACAAGGAGUUGGAACGUCGCAAAGAAUCGUACGGGGUCGUCAUGGAGUUGGGAAGUCCGAUCAUUAUUUUGAGGGAUUUGGAUAUUGCGAGAGAUAUUUUUAUUAAAGAUUUCGAUAACUUUACGGACCGCAGAGCAUUUGCAGAUGAUAAAUUGUUUAAAAACGGUUUAUUUGGGCUGGAUGGACAACCUUGGAAGAAUAUGAGAACCUUCCUCAGUCCGACAUUUACAUCGGGACGGAUUCGCCAAAUGUUUUCACAUUUUGAAAAGAGUGCAAAUAAUUUGACUGGUUUCAUCAAAACCAAGAAAAUCAGUGCGACUGCACCCCCUCACUUUGACCUCCCACUGGUCGACGCCAUGCGAAAAUAUUCCAUGCAAGUCAUCACAUCCGCCGCGUUCGGCCUGAAUGUCAACUCUUUCCAUGAAAACGACAAAAUUGUACCGAUGGCAGAACGAAUUUUUAUUAUUUCUGUCAGCGCAAAAAUUAAAAUAGCGAUUUGCCAAAAACUGCCGAAAUUGGCAAAGUUAUUAAAUCUGAAAGUAUUUGAUCCUGAACCGACCAACUUUUUCUGGGGCUUGAUUUCAUCCUCGCUGAAAACAAGGCAAGAGAGUGGCGUCAAAGGGAACGAUUUUGUCCAGAUUUUGGUCGAUGCUAUGAAUGAUAAAUCCGGAGAUAAAAAGAGCAAUAUUAAAUGGAGUGACGACGUCGCAAUUCCGCAAGCUUUCGCCUUCAUUGCGGCAGGUUUUGACACAAUCGCGAACAAUUUAUCGGUCGCUUGUUACGUUCUCGCGACCCAUGCGGACAUCCAAGAAGAGCUUUACCGUGAGGUGGAAAAAGCUAUGCCAAAUUGUGACGACAGUAUUUCCUAUGAAGGAAUCAAUGAGCUGGAAUAUCUCGACAUGUUUCUCUCAGAGGUGCUUCGACGUCAUCCCGCCGUAGCCAGGCUGGACAGAAUAUGCACUAAAGACUACAUGCUUCCAGGAAAUGGAGGAAAACCCAGAAUAAUUCCGAAAGGCACGGUCGUCGCCCUCCCAACCGACGCGUUUCACAAAGACGAACAGUAUUUCCCAAAUCCGUACAAAUUUGAUCCGACCCGAUUCAACAAAGAGAAUAAGGCGAAAAGGAAUACCUACGCGUACAUGCCGUUUGGAAUCGGACCAAGAAGUUGUAUCGGGAUGCGAUUUGCCCUUGUGGAGACAAAAGUAGCUUUAGCAUAUAUCGUGAGAAAUUUCGUAAUUCGACCAGCCCAAGGAACGCCAGUACCGGAGAAGAUGGAAAAAGAUAUUGUGGGGUACAAGGUUUCGUCCGAUGUCAAGCUUAAAUUUAUUCCGAGAGAGUAAUUACUUUAUUAGGGACAACUUUUUAAUUAAAAUUUCGAAACUCGUUAAAAGUAUAUGUAUUUAUGUAUGUACAUAUGUGUGUACUUAAAUAAAUAUGUACCAGAAUUAAACUUUAUUUUGUAAAUAUGAGCUUUCAUAACGAAUAUAUCUAUAUGUGCAUAUGUAUAUAGCUACACACAUGCGUAUACAUAUGUAUGUAUGUAUUAUGCAAUUGAAUCGACGAAGUUUCCCCUAUUUGUGUAUUUAUAAAGUUGCACAAGAAUUAAUUAAAAUCCGCACAUACACGUAAAAAAAUUAGUUAUCCAGCAUUAUAAAAUUUCAGAAGGUAUGUAUCUACAAGGUGUGUAUUUAUUCCAACAUUUCGGAUUAUAUAUUAUCUCGCUGCAGGCAUACAUGCAUAUGUAUGUGUAUGUACAUACACAUUUAAUAUGUAGUGUCAUUGGUAUAGUAUUGUUCCCUAAAUUCAGAUAACAUUAAAUUAAAACCAAUAAAGUUUAGUAACAUCAUGCACUCUACACUUGCAUAUGCAUUAGAUGAAGAGUUUUACCGAUAUAUGUAAUAAACAAUUUACUGUUGUA